AUGGCAACCUACGUUCUUCAAAUGGCUGGACUGGUGCUUGGUGGUGUUGGCAUGGUGGGCACAGUGGCUGUUACUAUCAUGCCUCAGUGGAGAGUGUCUGCCUUCAUCGAAAGUAACAUUGUGGUCUUUGAGAACCGCUGGGAAGGCCUGUGGAUGAACUGCAUGAGGCAUGCCAACAUCAGAAUGCAGUGCAAGGUCUACGACUCCCUGCUGGCUCUUAGUCCAGACCUCCAGGCAUCCAGAGGACUGAUGUGCGCUGCCUCGGUCCUGUCCUUCUUGGCUUUCAUGACAGCCAUCCUCGGAAUGAAGUGCACCAGGUGUACGGGAGAGGAUGAGAACGUGAAGAGCCGCAUCUUGCUGACGGCAGGAAUCAUCUUUGUCAUCACUGGCUUGGUUGUGCUCAUCCCUGUCAGCUGGGUUGCCAACUCCAUCAUUAGAGACUUCUACAACCCGCUGGUGGAUGUGGCUCAGAAGCGUGAGCUUGGAGAAGCCCUCUACAUAGGCUGGACCACAGCGCUGGUGCUGAUCGCUGGGGGAGUGCUGUUCUGUUGCGUGUUUUGUUGCACUGAAAGGAGCAGCAGUUACAAAUACUCCAUCCCAUCCCAUCGCACCACUCAAAGGAGUUUCCACGCGGAAAAGAGAUCCCCGAGCAUAUACUCCAAAAGUCAGUAUGUGUAG
Molecule: messenger RNA, 678 nt
Organism: Psammomys obesus (fat sand rat)
Lineage: Eukaryota; Metazoa; Chordata; Mammalia; Rodentia; Muridae
Gene: Cldn8
Product: claudin 8
Exons: 1
Coding region: 1-678 (225 amino acids)
Biological process (GO): bicellular tight junction assembly; cell adhesion
Cellular component (GO): bicellular tight junction; plasma membrane
Molecular function (GO): structural molecule activity
Source: RefSeq, a predicted model, not a curated record